Anthonomus grandis grandis is the source of this 9563-nucleotide messenger RNA. It is a transcript of the gene sm, whose product is annotated as heterogeneous nuclear ribonucleoprotein L. Gene Ontology annotation, biological process: regulation of RNA splicing. The transcript has 11 exons. The coding region runs from base 168 to 1865 and encodes 565 amino acids. Lineage: Eukaryota; Metazoa; Arthropoda; Insecta; Coleoptera; Curculionidae. Gene Ontology annotation, molecular function: mRNA binding. Gene Ontology annotation, cellular component: nucleus. The record is from RefSeq and is a predicted model, not a curated record.
AUUGUUUUUUUUUUAGUUCGUUCGAAAUUUUAGCGUGAGCGUGUUAUCGUCUUGUCGCAAUUUGAAUUUCUUAUUUUCAACUGCCCUUCGUUCCGUCGCUCUUUAAUCGAUAAAACCGCGAAACGCGCGUCAUAGUCGCGAGAUUCCUGCUGCCGAGGGCCCCCCAAAUGUUCCCGAAAAACUGGAGAGAGGCCGCGAACGUCGCGAGACAGAAUCGAAGCGACGGCACGUAUCGGGCUUCGCCUGCGAGAAAAAUCGACGGUCGCCCCCCGACAGUUUUGCGCGCGUCUUCGAACCGGCAAGUCGACGAGCGGUUUUCGGACACUACUUAUCGAAAUCGCGCCGAUUCACUGUUUUGUUACAAAAUGGCGUUCAACGGAGAUGGGCCCCACGCGAAAAGACAACGGACCGAUGCCGAGUCCGCAAAUAACAGGACCUUCAAUACAUCCACAGAUGAACCACGUAGAAAAAGGCCUGAUGAAACAAAGCCAAACCAUGUGUUGCUGUUUACUAUCAUCAACCCCAUGUAUCCUAUAACAGUGGACGUACUACACACCAUCUGUCAAUCCAGUGGACAGGUGCUUAGGAUAGUGAUUUUCAAGAAAAAUGGCGUGCAAGCCAUGGUCGAAUUUGACAAUAUAGAGUCAGCUAUUAGAGCUAAGGAUACCUUAAAUGGAGCAGACAUCUACUCGGGUUGCUGUACGCUCAAAAUCGACUUCGCCAAGCCAGAAAAAUUAAAUGUCCACAAAAACGAUUCAGAAAGCUGGGACUACACAGUUUCAUUAGUAAAAGAAAACACAAAUGGAAGGUCUCAGCCAUUGUUACAAGAACCGCAUUACGGGUCAAGACCCCAGCCCUACAGUAAGUACCCGUUUCCGUCGGACCCUCACCGAUUCGAUGAGCUGAGCGGCGGUGCCAUAGCACCAGGCGGGUUCCCGCCUCAUGAUGCGCCGCCCUUCGGACCUGGGGCAGUAGCCGCCGCUGCGGCGGCGGAUGUUUUUCGAAAGGGCGGCGCCGCACCACCCGCUGCAGCAGGUGCAGACUUCAGGGCGGCCGGAGAGGCGCCCCGUGCCAACCCAUUCCAGCAACCCGGAGCAGUGCUGAUGGUUUAUGGGCUGGACCCCUUGAGGACCAACGCCGAUAAAUUGUUCAAUUUGAUGUGCUUAUAUGGAAACGUAGCCAGAAUAAAGUUCCUGAAAUCCAAAGAAGGCACCGCAAUGGUUCAGAUGGGUGACAGUGUGGCUGUUGAAAGAUGCGUGCAAAACUUAAAUAACGUGGCCGUAGGACUUACAGGUGCCGCCCCCUUAUUGAAUCACCACCACAAAGAGAAUCAGGAAAAUACUACUGAUACACAGGCAAAAGAACACAAACUCCAACUGGCCUUCAGUAAACAGCCCUAUUUAAGUGAAGUUACGAACCCCUAUCCACUUCCGGACAAGUCACCGUCUUACAAGGAGUACUUGAACAACAAAAAUAAUAGAUUCAUGAACCCCGCCAUGGCGAGUAAAAAUAGGAUUCAACCACCCAGCAAAAUCCUUCAUUUCUUUAACACGCCGCCGCAAGUUACCGAAACAGAACUGAUCCAAGUGUUUAAAGACUACGACGUGACGCCUCCGAAAGCGGUUAAAUUGUUCCCCAUGAAGUCGGAACGAAGCAGUUCGGGCUUGUUGGAGUUUGAAACAACCACAGAAGCCGUGGCGGCCGUUAUGGCUUGUAAUCAUGCCGCCAUCGAAAGUCCUGGCACAAAAUUCCCCUUCAUAAUGAAACUGUGCUUCUCAUCGUCAAGAAGUAUGACGAUCCGAAACGGCGAUAACAACGCAAACGGAUCGGCCAAGAUGGACGAUCAGAAACCGGGAUCGAACUAGGAUCUAGCAAACAUUAUUUAGGGCGUAGCAGCUCCUUAAUAUUAUUUGUGGCAGUGUCUCCUGGAAGGGAGGCAAAAACUACUUUAUAUUAUUAUAAGUUCGUGUAUAUCUGUUUUCGUUGUUCAAUUAGUUCGUAACCGUCACACAAACACAUAUCCUUUCCAUGUUUUAAUGUUAUUAUUAUGCAUAUUUUAUAUAUGGUGGUUGAUUAUAUCGUACAGAGCGUUCAGUCGAAACUGGCCUAAAAAAUGACACGCGUGAUUAAAUAAUAUUGACAAAAGGAACGCUUUGUUUAGGGGUGUUACAAAAUUGUCUUAGAAAUUAAAAGUGCUCAAAGAAAACGGCAAAUUACAAAGUAUAAGUGCAAUAAGUUACGAAAGAAGAUUGUUUAUCACAAUUAAAAUUAAUUGUUACACCCUUUGUUGUGUUUGUAUUGUGUGUAUGUUACAUGGGGUUUUAAUUUGAGUUGAUUAUUAUUAUUAUUGAGGUACUUAGUUUCUUUAAUUAGUAGGUCUCGAGGAUUAAUUGGCAGAUUUGCGUUUGAAAAGCUGUUAAAAAAUAUAAUUAUGACAUUUUUUACAGCGGACCAAAGAAUUGAAUUUUGAAACACUAUAUUUUUCGAUGGGUGACAUUUUAUAAAAUAAAAACGUAAAUCUGCUGGAUAUCUUGUGAAAUUGAUUCUUUGUUUUUUUUUAAUUAAUUUGCUGACUGUUAAUGGAAUACUUUUUUAAUAAAAUGAGAUGAAUUUUUCACUGAACGUGAGUAAUGGUGUUAUUGUUUGGGUAAGUAAUUCAAGAUAAAUAAAAUUUUUUUUGAUGGAAAUGUAAAUAAGCUUACAGAAAAAUUAUUCGACAAUAAUAUUUAAAAUAAAACUCUUUUUUAAAAAGUAAAUUUUUCUGGAGGUGAAACAUUUUUAAACAGUUUUUAUCUUAAAAGCUCUGGUAUUAAAAGCGAGGACUUAGCAUCACCGUACAAAAUGACGCUGAAUUAUUAAAACGUGAUAUUUAGACGCAAGUAAGCUUUUAGUAAAUAACGCUCGAGAACGUGUUUAAAGGGCAACUAAUUUCUGUUCAUAAAAUACGAAUUUUGCCUAUGUAUAACUUUAACUUAUAAUGGUAGCUUUUGCUUUUUUUUUCCUUUUUAAGGUUAUUUAGGUUAAAACUUUCCAAAAUACGUAAAAUAAUUUAUUUUGUAAAAUAGGCAGGGGAAUUUAUUUUGGAAAUGAGAGGAUUUAUUAUUUAGAGUUUUAGUAUAUAGGUGGUUUGAUCGUUAUUAACACUAAUAUGGUUUACAAUGUAUGAUCUAUACAGUGUCUUUAAAAUGGUAAGUUAAUGACAGGAAAUGUUCGACAAAACAAAUCAAGUUAAUGUUGCUUUAAAAAUUUACAAAAAAACAAUUACACUUAAACUUUAUAUUUACAAUUAAACUUUAUAUGCUCAUAAAAAUUUAAAGCCAUUAAAAUUGCCAUUAAUUUUGCUACGCUUUUGUGGGAUGAAGGUGGGGGGGGGGGGAGGGGAAAGGUAUUAAUCUGUUGUUAUAAGCGUGAGUGACCUAUCAGUAUCAAAUAUUUUUCUAUUUUUAAAAAAACCUAUAUACUUCCAAAAUAAGUUUAUUAAAAAGAAUAUCCAAAUUCUGGUAUCUCUGAAAGCUGACGUGCAAUAUUCUAUUUAACAGAAUUCUCAGAAGUAGUAGAAAAACUAUUUGAAUCUGUGUGCAAUUAUCCACAAUAGAGUAAACCAUAUUUUAGAUGACAUAAUACAGUGUUAAUAAAGUUGUUUCCCUACUAGAAGUACAAGAAUGACUGUUCUAAUUACACUGACUAUUCUAAAUUAAAAUGUAUGAGCUUUAGUAAUCCUCUUCUCACAUGGUUGCACAGUUUUGUAUCUAAUAAGUUAGAGUGUAUAAGGGCCAAUACCUUCUUGUCAUGAGAUAGAGGUAAUUUCUGGGAUACCACAAGGCUCUCACUGUGGUGUUUUGUUCUUCUUACUAUUUACCAAUGACACCAGCUGUAUCACUGACUAAAUUACAUUUCGUUAACCACGGUUAUGAGUAUGCCUUUAUAGUGUGGUCUCUUACUUACCUUUUUAUGCUGCAAUGAUUCCAUAGGUAUAUUCAAUAAGCAUGGAUAUACCUUUUGCAAAAAUUAUCAAACAAAAUUAUCGCACCACUGAUUAUUUUGUCAAGAAAAUUUAAAUAAAAAUAAAUGUUAGUUGAAACAGUUGUAUAUCUUUUCUCAUACAAAAAGCAGAACUGGACAGAAACUAUGUUUAUGCUCUAUCAUGGAAGAUGCUGCUCGUGAGGAGUGGAAAAACAUUUCGCAGAAAAGUUUUCAAAAUUUGAGACGAGGAAUGCCACUAAGACUUCAAGCGGUUAUUGCAGCUAGAGGUAGCAAUAUACGAUAUUAAGACUUCAUUAUGGUUCUAUUGUUUUAUUUUUGUAUCAAAUUUGUAAAAAUCGAUGUUUUUUCCUUGUAUUGAAUUUAGUUACUUAAAUCUCGUUUUGUUAAACAAAAUAUAAUUUUUAUUGUUAUAAAUAAUGCAUAGUUAAUAGUGCUUAUUACUAAUUUUUUAAUCUUUAUUAAAUAAAAAUGAAGUGGUGCGAUAAUUUUUUCCAGGAGUUUAUAUAUAUAUAUACAGAGAAGUCAUAAUAAGAUUGGCAGUCAAGUAGACCCCUAGAGUAACUGGAUUAAUUAUUAAUAUAAUUUUUUAGUUUCGAUCUUGUUGGAUAUAAUUAAUUUACUGUUGUUUAUUUUGUUGUAAAAUUGGAGAUUUCUGUUAAAAAUCAUUAGAUAAAUAAACAUCAAGUGUCCAUAUGCUUAGUUUCCAUAUCCAUAGUUUUCCAGAAUUUGUUUAAUUGCAAACUGCUCUUUUCUGGCCAAGUAAUGACUUUAUUUCGACUGGACUCAAAUUUUUCAUUUAGAUCAUAUGGUGUCAUGGCAGAUUAUUUUAGUUUCAUUAUUUCACACUUUUACAAAAUGUUGUCUAUUUGUAAAAUAUGACUGUAAUAGCUAACAAGAAUUUUCUCUAACCGUAUGUUUUCAGCUUAUUUAAAAGAAUUUUAUGGUUCACAGAUUCGAUAGCCUUUAAAAAAUCUUUCGAAAGGCGACAUACUAGGAAGGCCACUACAUAGGAAGAGGUCUAGUUUUGCAUGAUUUGAGUAGGGUAUUAUUUAUAGCAUUUACGCAAAAAGAGCCUGUUUUCUUACUUAAGUAAUAGUUAAGUUAAAGUUACUCAAGUAAUAUUGCUAUUGCUUAUUCAUUCAGCUAGGUCAAGAAGAAGGUAGUAGCAUUAUUAAAGAUCAUCUUCCUAUCAAUAUAUUCCUGGUCAUUAUUGUCUGAAUUAUUGUGAUGUAAGGCGAAAAUGCCUAGGCUUGACAUUUUUAUUCCUUGUGCAGCACUAACCUCAACAACCAUAGUUCAACUAUUAUUUUUAUCCUUAAGGCUUUUUAUAACACUGCGUUUUUUUUUUGUAUUGGAAGACUUAUAAUAAUGUUGAAUUCAAAUUGGUUAUAGUAUCUGCUAAUAGACUUUUACUUUAUACCUUGGAAAUCUCACUACACAAUAUAGCUCUUUCAAAGAGAUGUGGUGAGUUUAAUGAUCGUUUUUAGCAAAAUACUACCUUUGUAUAUGCAUUGAUCAAAAUCAUGAUUGGACACAAGCACUUUGUCAAUCUGCAGUAAAGUUUAUUCUGCAUAGUACAAUGGUAAUUCUCUAGAAAUCACUAAAUUUAAAAAGAUUGGAAUAAUAUCUAUUCUAUAGUUAAUUAUAGUAUUAUAUUUUGAGGAGGAAGGCUGUUGAUGAGCCUUUAUAGUCUAAAAAAGAGCUAUCAAAAUCAAGGUUAGGUCAAAAAAAAGCUUCAAAAAUAUUAACACUUGAGCCUUUAUUAAAUCACCAACACCAGCUUUUUUCGUUUUAACAUUAAUCUUCAUUUGGUAUUGUUUUCUAAAGAUCUCCUGUUAAAUUGUUCAGUAUUACUGGUGGGAUAGGCCGUAUAUAUUUCUCAAGCCUAUCAAAAAAUAGACCAAAUUGAUGAAAUAUCAUAAUCAUAUGUUUUUAAUUGAAAUCCUUACCCAAACAUACACCGUCUACAUUUUUAGAUAAAGGCAUCGUGCGCAUAUUCCAGAGUUGCCAAACAUAUAUAAAUUAUAGUAUGUAGAAAAAAAAUGCACAGUUGUCAUAUCUAAAAAUACCGCCCCUCAGUUCAAAAUUCUAUUUUUAUCCGAUUUUGCUAGAGCGACCUUGUAGGAAUUUAUAUCAAAUGUAGUGACAUAUCGUAAAUUACUGCAUAUUCUAGAACGUUAUUAAAAAAGUUAAAAUGUUGCAACGAGCUACUUUUAGUGUCUAGUGUGAUAAAAUGUAUUUCAGUUGUAUUCUUUUUAUUUUGUGCUGGCAAGUAGUUUAUUAAGACUUUUUACGGCUUCUUUUUAAAUUCAUUUUCAACGAAUAAAAUCUUUUGUGCAAUGUUAAAAAUCAUAAUUUCAAGUACAUAUUCUGUAAGAUAUAUAACUGAAGUCAAUAUAUUAUUAACUAUGUAUGAAGUAUUUCAAGAAAUGAAACUUUUUAGCAAAUAUUAUGAACCCAUUACAUAUUUUUAGGUACAUAUCAAAUCGAUUCGUAUUUUUUAAGCAAUUUUUUUCAGGGCUUUAUAUUAAAAAUAUUGCUACAUUAGAAUAAUUGUAAUAGGUAGUAUACCAACAACGGUAUUCCUUCAUAACUUUUAAAUCAUAUCCCAACUUUUAAACAUUUUUUUCUACCAUAUUAAAAAUUUACAUUUAAAAUGCUUAAGCUUAAGAAACCAGUUUCGUCCUUAGGGUAUAUAUUAUAAAUAUACGUGUAUAGAGAAAUUUCAUAAUAUUCCAAAUAAUUUUUAGUUUUCUACAUAUCGUCUUCCCCACUAAACUGUGAGCCUGCGUAACGGCCUCUUAUUUAUUUAUGCAACGCCCUCUAAGUUAUACAGUGUAUCCUGCUAAAAACUAAUUCUAGAUAAAGUUAUUUUUCAAUGCGUUGAGCUCUAACACACACUGUAUAAAAAUUGAUAAGUUUCAAUAUGAUUUCAAGGGACCACGCUUACGAGGGUAAUUUAAGUUCGGGGUGUUGUUCACUUUUCAGCAACGUAUAUUAUUAUGGCCUAAGCAACUUUAUUUUGCAAUGUUUUCAAAAAUCAAAAAAGCUCUAGUUACACGUGUUAUUCAUAAAUAAUUAUAAUAGAUAUAAUAUCGCCAUUAUAGUUCAAUUUAGCAAUUUGGGUAAAAUUAAAUAAUUACUUGUCUAUAGCGUCCACCUCCCCGUAUUUAAAAAAAUAACUUUACUGAAAAAUCAAUGGUGAUUUGAGCCAUUUAUUUUACAUCUUCAUAUAUUAAAAGUGCUUGGAAAAGUGUGACGUCGUUAAAAAGCGCAAAAGCGAUUGAUAGCAAUUUUGAAUUUACAGAUUGAUUUAAGGGAAUAUAUAUCAGAAUCAAUAUUAUAUAUGAGGUCAAUAUGAAUAACAAAAACAAACCAAACAUAAGAGGCAUUUUUUUUAUGAAUCAUAGGCGUGGGAAGUUCUAUUAUAGAAGAAAGUAAAAGUGCAUUUAUGCUUAUACUCACUAAUUGUCAAUCUUUGGUUAAUAAAUUUAACAAAGUACUUGGAGGUUUUAUCAUAUUUAUUUAGUUUUAAUAUGAAGAAUAGGUAUAAAUAACUAAUCCAGAGUAGGCCAAUGGUAAUUUAAUUUAAACUGUUCACAGAAAAUACAACUCAAUUAGAACUGUUGUUCAAAAAUAGACAUGACAAUUUUCUUAGAACUUUUAAGUUAUAUGCUUUAAAUACUCCAGGUUACUUAAACAGUGCUAAGCUAUGAGUCUACGGGAUGGUUCUUCUGGAACCGAAUCGAUGGAUUAUCGAAAAACUUUAAAGAAGAAAAGUUGGCAACAUGACAGAGAUUUUCAUUAUUAAAUUUGGGUUUUAUUUCUUACCGAAGAAAAUCGACAUUAUUGGAGAAAAAAGAGUCAAUAAAUAAUGAACUUUUGUAAUUUUGUAUUUCUUUGUUUUCUCUUACCCUAGAGAAAUCAAAUAUAUGGUCGGACCGUUGCGAAUAAAAUAAAUUUACACCGAUGUUAUUUAUUUUUUAUUAUAAGGAAUAAUUUUUUAUUAUACAUAUGAAGCGCCCCAGCAAUCCGAAAAUAAAUAAGAAACGGCUUUAAAUACUAAAAGAAGAACAUAAAAAUGGCUUGAAAGCCUGGACCUGAAAUAAUUUAGGUUUAAUUUUUUAACCUCCUGAAUUGAGAUUAAGAGAUAUUGCUUGUCUCAAAAGCCUAGUAUAUAAGCCGUGACUACCAAGAAGAAAUAUAAAUAUGACUUCACAUAACUAAAAUUUAUAGUAAGUAACUUCUACUUCUUAGAAAGAGUAAAAAAAUUACUAGAGAAUAGAAAUGACUUCAUCCCAAAAAAUAUGAAUAUAACUGCCCUGAAGAAAUGCAUAUAUCUUUAACGACCUGGAAGAAAUCCAAAAUUAUGCCAAAUGAAAUUACUCGAGCUGUCUCUAAGAGAUAUAAACCCCUACUUCAACUACCUGGAAAUAGUGAAGGAAGGAACAUAUAGUUACAUAACAAUAAUUAUGUAUAAGUACGUAUACAUAAUAAUAAGAUGAAGUACCUUGAAGGAAUCAGAAAUUACUUAAAAAUGUUAAGAGCUUAGAAAAAGGAAUUAUAAAUUUAAUUGCCUAAAAAAGAUUCGUUGUUGGACACUAAUUAACUGUACAAAAAUAAUGUUUCAUAUUUAAAGUAACUAAACAAAUCCACCUUCUAGUUUAUAUGAAGUAAUGUGGUGCAGAAAAAACGAAACAUCGUUUAAAAAAAAAUUGACUCUAUAUUUCAAUUUUAGUAAUUACACUUUAAUUCAUAUUAAGCUGGUUUAAAUAUGAAAGUACCAUAAGCAGAGUCCAUGAUGCUUGAUUUUUUAAAUUACUGAUAAAGAAAACGAAUCAUACCUUUUCCAAACACUCACACUUUUAAUCUACAGUCGGCAACAGAAAUCCAAAAAAAAAAUAGAAUUAAUAAUAUAUUACCAUAUAACAAUAUCCGUUCAAGCCUUUGAUGUAACCCGAGAAUCGCACUACGAUUUUUUGCGCAAAAAGUUACUGAAAUCGGAUUCGCAAAUGCUCGAAGCGGCCUCCACAUAAAAGACAAAUAGUAAAUUGUAAACGUAGUAUUAAAAGAAUUAUCUAUCCCCUAUUAUAGUUUAGUUAUUUAUUGACGAAUUUGGCGGCACUCGCGAUUCCAAAAUAGUUUAGUUGUUGAAAAAUCGAGGGAGUCGUCAAAUAUUUAGAAGUAGUUAUUGUUAGACUCUGUAUACCUAUUUGUGGUAAAUAUUUAGGUACUUACUCUGGUAUUUGGUAGUUAUUUUAUAUGUAGAAACAUAUCAAAUUAGUUUACUAGGUUUGUCUUAUGAGCACUUUGUUAUCAUAUCGUUAAGAGGAAUGUCAGUAGACGUAAUUUGCCACUUUUUACACGUGACACAUAUCAGACAAAUUAUUAACUCGGAAAAACACACAUUAAUUCACCAAAUACCAGACCCAAGCAGCAGCAGAUUCCUGUAUGUCGUUUAUUUUAUGUAGUGUUUCCUCUAUCUCUCUUUAAAGGAAAGAAUAACUAAGCAUCUGUGUCGUAUAUUAAUAUUAAUUAUGAUUAAUUAUAAUAUAUUAAAAAAUAAAAAGAAAACAUUA